GACCAUUCAGCAUCUGCACCACCUACGUGCUCAAAAUAUACCUAUCACUAUGCUCACCGCGUACGACUACCCCUCCGCUCGUCGGACCGAGCACGGCGACAUCGACAUCUGCCUCGUUGGUGACAGCCUGGCACAGGUUGCGCUGGGAUACGACAGCACCACUCGUCUGACUCUGGACGAGAUGCUCUAUCAUUGUCGUGCGGUCGCUCGUGGGGCAAAGAACCCACUGCUCGUCGCAGACAUGCCUUUCGGCACUUACCAACUCGGACCGAGGGAUGCACUCGACGCGGCAGUACGGAUGGUGAGGGAAGGCAUGAUGGAGGGCGUCAAGCUCGAGGGAGGCGAGGAGAUCCUCGACACAGUGCGAGUGCUGACAGGGCUUGGGAUCCCCGUGAUGGGUCAUAUCGGACUGCUGCCGCAAAGACACGCCAGCCUGUCGGGGUACAAGGUCCAGGGGAAGAACGUCGAAGACGCUCUGUCGAUCGCACGAGCAGCGAAAGCACUCGAGCAGGCGGGAGCGUUCUCCAUCGUCCUCGAAGCCAUUCCCAGCCCUCUAGCAGCACACAUCACCUCCUCCCUGCACAUACCCACAAUCGGCAUUGGUGCCGGAGCACAGUGCUCCGGACAAGUGCUGGUACAGGAUGAUGCUCUUUCUGUCUGGAGUGCGGGACACAAAGCUAAAUUUGUCCGUCGGUUUGCCCAAGUUGGACAAGAGGCACAGCGAGGAGUGGACGGGUAUGCAAGGGCGGUGAGAAGCGGCGAUUUCCCUGCAGACGAGGAGGGUUAUGGGAUGUCUGAGUCAGUAUUCGACAAGUUCAAAGACGCGUUGGGGAAGGAAGGAGAGAGCAGCAUGAUGGCCACGAGCUAGUAAAA
Dacryopinax primogenitus is the source of this 873-nucleotide messenger RNA. RefSeq names its product ketopantoate hydroxymethyltransferase. Gene Ontology annotation, biological process: pantothenate biosynthetic process. Bases 50 to 868 code for a protein of 272 amino acids. Gene Ontology annotation, molecular function: magnesium ion binding; 3-methyl-2-oxobutanoate hydroxymethyltransferase activity. Lineage: Eukaryota; Fungi; Basidiomycota; Dacrymycetes; Dacrymycetales; Dacrymycetaceae. Gene Ontology annotation, cellular component: mitochondrion. The transcript has a single exon. The record is from RefSeq and is a predicted model, not a curated record.